GGGUUUGAGUUGCCUUUCUUUUGCUGUAUCAUACCAGGCAACACCCUUUAAACUGUCGAGUAAUUGCACGGCUGCUGAGCGAGGACAGGUCCAUUAAACUCGAGUUUGUGCAGGAAGGAUUAAAAUUUGGUGCCAUGUUCUCAUCCUCCAUGCCUCCAUAUCUUCAAAAAUAUUCCAGAAUAUUAGUUUGGAGCCAUUGCUGAACCCACUAGAUAUCAUGGCCGAACAGAGGGUGCACGACUUGGGGGCAAGGCAUGAGCAUAUCGAUGAAGUGAAGUCAUCGGUGUCUGCGAGCAAGAAAUGGAACCUCCGGGGGGGCAGACCGACUCACCCGAAUUUGCUCUCGAAGCGAGAGAUGGACUCCCUUACAGCAGCCUGCGACGCUUUCCUUCCUUCCGUUGAUGUGUCCGACACUGGCGACGAAGGCCUCAUCGCGUUCUAUGGCACCUCGGCGUCCAUGGCUGGAACCCCCGAACGCAUUGGAGGCCUAUUGUCCGGAGGAAUGCAGCAUCCAGCGAUCGGAUUGCUUCGACUGGCUCUGUGGCUGUUAUCAACAUGGUAUGGAACUUUCAUUUUGUGCGGGAGAGCAAGCUUAUCAAAUCAAUUUCCCUACCUUCAGAAGUUCCCCCAGGUGAGGAGGGAAAAGCAAGAAGAGAUCCUGCUGUCAUGGUCCCGGAGUUCACUCCGCCCCCUCAAGAUGCUCUACAAGUGCCUCAAGUACCUCACGAUGAAAGAAUACUUCAGUCAGAUCAAUGAUAAAGAGACGAACCCAUCUUGGGACGCGCUGGGCUAUUGCGGACCGGACCCAGAGUUGGCUGACCAGAGCCAACACUUCCGGACACCACCGCUCGAAGAAGACUCGGUCAGCCAAGAGGCGGACUCUUGUCCGGGUCCACUCGACUCCGCCCUCCUCUACAUGGACAGUCCAAGAGACGUCAUCACACGCAAGCUCCAGAUUGCCGGCUUCCCCACCCCCACCAGCGGCACCAAUUCUCCAUCAUCCCCCCUCACUCUCCACUGCGACGUUGUCGUUGUUGGAUCAGGAUCGGGCGGCAGCGUGGUUGCUGGCGUCCUUGCCAAGGCCGGUCACAGAGUCAUCGUCGUCGAAAAGGGUCACUACUACCACCGUUCGGAACUCUCCCUCCUCGAGGGCCCAACAAUCGCCGAGAUGUACGAGGGCGGGGGGAUCAUCUCCACCGACGACAUCGGUGUCAUCCUACUCGCCGGGUCCACGGUCGGUGGAGGCUCCACCGUCAACUGGUCAGCCUGCAUCCGAACCCCGGACCACGUGAGGAACGAGUGGUGCAACAAGCUCGGCCUGAGGCUCUUCGGCAGCGAGGCCUACGACCACGCCCUCGACGUGGUCUGCGGCCACAUGGGGGUCCAGUCGGACGUCGAAGAAGAAGGCUUCAACAACGCUAUUCUUCGCAAAGGCUGCGUCGAGCUUGGCUAUCCGGUGAGCAAUGUACCACGCAAUGCCCCGCCGGACCACUGUUGCGGGUGGUGCCACUUGGGGUGCAAGAGCGCAAGAAAGAAGAGCACCCAAGAGACAUGGCUCGUCGAUCUGGCCGGCUCCGGGAACGGGCUAAUCCUCCCGAGGUGCAAGGCUUUGAAGGUUCUGCACCGGAAGAAGAAGAAAGGCGUGGAUCGAAGCACAGCAAAUGGAGUCAUCGUGCGGUUCGGCAGCAGGGAAGAUUUCAUCAUAGAGUCGAAGGUGACUGUGGUCGCAUGCGGCGCGCUCAACACGCCGGGCUUGCUUAAGAGAAGCGGGCUAAGGAAUGCCAACGUCGGGAAGAACCUCCACCUCCAUCCUGCGGUGCUUGCGUGGGGCUACUUCCCCCCAGCGAGGUGGCCAGAGGAGCCCAAGAAGAGCUACGAGGGUGGGAUACUGACGGCCAUGUCAACAGCCCUUGCUAGCUAUGACAUCUUGCUGGAGACGCCGGCACUGCACCCGGGCAUGUUUGCAGUGGCGACGCCAUGGAUAUCCGCAGCCGACUUCAGAGAGAGGAUGACGCGGUUCUCGCGGACGGCUCACGUAUUCGCUCUUGUGAGGGAUAAAGGGUCGGGCACGACGGACUACCCACAUUCGUUGACGUAUGGCAUGGACGCCGAGGACGAGGAGAAGUUGAAGAAAGGGGUGGAGGCGAUGGUGAGGAUACUGGCGGCGGCUGGAGCGGAGGAGGUGGGGACGCUGCACUGCAAAGGGGAGAGGGUGAGGGUCGGGGAGGAAGGAGGGGUGGAGUGGUUGGUGAAAGAGGUGAGGCGGAGGGGGCUGAGGGACGGUGGGACGCCGGUGAGCACGGCGCACCAGAUGGGGAGCUGCAGGAUGGGGACGGACGCGAGGACCGGCGCGGUGAGCCCGACCGGGGAGGUGUGGGAGGUGGAGGGUCUCUUUGUUGCAGAUACCAGCGUGUUCCCCACAGCGCUCGGGGUAAACCCCAUGGUCACGGCCCAGGCUAUCGCUUAUUGCACCGCUCAGUCUAUACUCGAAUUCCUUGAGCAGGAGAGGAAGCUAUAGGUUUGGUUUCCCUUACUCUUGCAGACGGGAAAGGGUUCUGGGUCGAUGAUUUGAUAUGGAGGUUAAAAGGGAUGUAUGAGGUCGGUCAAUUAGCAUUAGCAUAAUCACUUUUUGCCGAUGCUUUCGUACAUAAAAAAAACCAUGGACAUAAUGAUCGUGAGAGCAUCCUUUCGCAAUAUAAUAUGUAUUACGGGAAUUACUCAUUACUGUACUACUUCAUGUUCCUCCAAAAAAGUUCCAUCAGCGAGAUCGUGGAAUAGGAAGCGCCCGUCUGCAAAGAAGAACAAAGAAAAGGAAUAGAAUAUGUAGAAAAAAGAGAGAAGAGAAAGUGGAGAGCUUGUUGCUUUACAGUCACACAUGGAGCUUUGAGUCUGUUUUUUCUUUUGUUUAUGGAUGAAGAGUUCGUGACCCUUCAAAAUUGUUCCCUCAAAUUUAGAAUUUGACGGAGAGCUAAUUUCUAAUUAA
Molecule: messenger RNA, 2983 nt
Organism: Phoenix dactylifera (date palm)
Lineage: Eukaryota; Viridiplantae; Streptophyta; Magnoliopsida; Arecales; Arecaceae
Product: long-chain-alcohol oxidase FAO4A-like
Molecular function (GO): long-chain-alcohol oxidase activity; flavin adenine dinucleotide binding
Source: RefSeq, a predicted model, not a curated record